This is a messenger RNA of Trametes versicolor FP-101664 SS1, 372 nucleotides long. RefSeq lists its product as uncharacterized. The record is from RefSeq and is a predicted model, not a curated record. NCBI's taxonomy places the organism in Eukaryota, Fungi, Basidiomycota, Agaricomycetes, Polyporales, Polyporaceae. The annotation marks the transcript as partial. The transcript has a single exon.
UUAUGCGCGUUGAUUAACGUCAAUGGCAUAAUGGCCUAUACAUUAUUCGACUCGGGAAGCACCACGGACUCCGUAUCACCGGAGUUCGCGCACAUAUCCGGAGCCAAACCCGUCAAGCUGACGGAACAAGUUAUCCUUCAGCUGGGAUGCUCAGGAAGCCGAUCUAAGAUUAAUUAUGGCACCUGGGUCCCAUUACAGUUCGGGCCGAUCGCGCAGACGAUGUACUUUGACAUCGUCAACCUCGAUCGGUAUGACUGCGUGAUAGGGACUCCGUUCAUGAACGCUCAUGGGAUAUCCCUGGACUUUGAACAACGAGCCAUCAUUGUCAAAGGCCAGGUCUGCCCGGCUUUUACCCUCGAGGAAGAUUCCUCG